Haliotis rubra (blacklip abalone) is the source of this 5958-nucleotide messenger RNA. RefSeq names its product atrial natriuretic peptide-converting enzyme-like. The coding region runs from base 210 to 2426 and encodes 738 amino acids. Gene Ontology annotation, cellular component: membrane. The record is from RefSeq and is a predicted model, not a curated record. The transcript has 16 exons. NCBI's taxonomy places the organism in Eukaryota, Metazoa, Mollusca, Gastropoda, Lepetellida, Haliotidae. Gene Ontology annotation, molecular function: serine-type endopeptidase activity; protein binding. Gene Ontology annotation, biological process: proteolysis.
GUGGGUGGAGGCAAAAUCAAAUGUGACUGAAGAGUCAUCCAUGUGCAAUCGCAGAUAUCAACAAGACAGUUUCACUCCACUGACAAUGCUACGAAAACUACACCCUAUCCGAUUCCAAACAAGCCUUUGUCGCCAUACGGCAACUCUAGAAUGAUGCAGGCAACCAUCAACCCAAACAACUUCCUGUUGAUUAUGAGAUUCCUAAAGACAUGACAACGAAGGAGGACGAACACCCUAAUGUCCGCUUCAGUAUGCUUCAGAUAGACAUCAAUGAAAAUGGUGUUGCAGACAAUGCUGCGGCCAAACGCGCCACCGCCUCCCGUCGACUGCUUCUAGUGGGGAUUGUGUGUGUUCUAGCUGCUGUCAUACUGGCUACCAUUGCUCUGGCGGUUGGACUAACACUCACAGGCGACGUCAGAAGGGCUGUGAAUGCUGGUGAGGCUAACAUGCAAUCAACAUUGAGCAUCUCCUCUUCCAUUUCAUCCUCCUCAACAACCCCACCAUCUCCACCAACCACAACCUCUCCCUCAGCGCCGCUUUCCCGGACAACUCAUAUUCCCAUCACUCCUACGAUCUCAAUAAAACCAUCUCCCACCGCUUCAGGAAUGACUCUCCCUCCAUCACAUACAUACCAGGUCUCUUCCAGUGUCGGUGACCACACCUCAGAAAUUCCAACACAUGUCUCCCCAACUCAUGCCUCUGUUCUUUCUUCAACUGCUUCCACACCUGCAGCCGAUACCUCAUCUACAGCAACAGCAUCAUCCACCACGGUUGAUACAACCACUUUGCCGGCUUGUCGGUCUGAUCAGCUCCGCUGUGACAGUGGUCAGUGUGUGGAUGGCAGUUCGAGGUGCAACCGGAAGAUUGAAUGCCUUGACCAGUCUGAUGAAACCUCCUGUUCAGAGUGUCAGCAGUCAGGGGGGUACCAGUGCGCCUCAGGCCUGUGUUUGUGGGACGGCAAGCGUAGGUGCAACGGACGCUUCGACUGUGCCGACCUUAGUGAUGAACUCAACUGUCCUCGGAGAAACAAUUACCACGUGUGUGACAAUGGAAUGCAGAUAAGACAAGCACUUGUGUGCAAUGGCAUUGAUGACUGUUACGACAACAGUGAUGAAAAGGACUGUCUGUAUCCAGGGAUGUCACUCCGGGCGUGGUCAUGCCUGGAUGGCAGUUGCAUCAUGAGGGAGUGGGUGUGUGACGGCUACCCUGACUGUGUCAACGGCACGGAUGAGGCUAACUGCAGCUCAUGUUUUGCCACUGAGUUUAUGUGCAAGGACUACUAUUGUCUCAACUAUAGUUCAGUGUGCAACGGAGUCUUUGACUGUGAAAAAGGGGAAGAUGAACGGACCUGUGUACAUCUACAGAACCCCAACUCAACAGUUCCAACCGAACUCACCAUACAGAAGGGUGAGGCUCGGUUCUUGGUGUGUGGCGAUGAGUGGACGGAUGCGAACAGCAACUUCCUGUGUCAAGAGUUAGACAUGUCCUAUCAGUCAACAAGCUUUCAGGAAGUAAGAAACACCUCUUCUGAUGCUGCCUACCUUCUCCUGAAGCCAGGAGCUACAAAGCUGAGUCGAGAUCAACCACUGGGCACUUUCUUCACUCAAAGGUCUGCCUGUCCAUCACUGACGACUGUAGCCCUGUCUUGUGUACAGCAAGAUUGUGGACAGCGAAAAGCCACCAUCAUCACUCCAUAUGUUAUUGGAGGGAACAUACCACAGGAAGGGAAAUGGCCCUGGGUUGUCUCCCUUUCCUACCAGGGCUCUGCACAAUGUGCAGGUGCUCUCAUCAACAAGCAGUGGGUGAUCACUGCAGGACACUGUGCUUCAAGACCAGGUCAUUUUAGCUACGUGACAACAUUCUCAAACCUGGAGAUUCUCCUUGGCACUGUGGACAGACAAGGCAGGUCAGCCCAUGCAGUGAGAGUACGUGCCGCCAACAUCACCUACCACUACAACUUCACCGCAGCCCGGCCCCUGGACUGGGAUAUGGCCCUGGUGAAGCUGGAGAGACCUGUGGAGUUCACAGACUACAUACAGCCAAUAUGUCUGCCUUACGAAGGACAGACCUACACAUACCCCUCCCUGUGCUAUCUGGCUGGAUGGGGACUAGUCAACAGUGUGCAAUAUUUACCACCAGAGAAGUUGCGAGAUGCGAAGAUGAUGGUGUGGGAUGAUGGAGGGUGUGUGGACAGCAACAACUUCACCCUGUGUGCUGGCUACCUGAACGGCCACCCUGCAGGCUGUCAAGGUGACAGUGGAGGGCCUUUGAUGUGCCAGGAGAAGGCAGGAAGUGGCUGGGUGUUGGCGGGGGUGAUGAGCAGCGGGAGGAGCUCCUGCGAGGACACACCCUCCUCCCAGCCCAACAGGUUUGCCAACAUUGGCAGUGUCAGGAAGUGGAUUCAGUCAAUCAUAUCUGUAUCCUAGCAUUACCAUUGGUCGAUUGACCAGGUACAGAAUCAGUAAUAGCUGGAUCUUCGUGUAACACAUGGCUGUUUGCCAAAAUAUUGUCCUUAGUAAUUACAGGAUUCUGGUUACAGUGGUUUUAGAAGUGGAAUACUGCUGGCCUCGGCAAAAGCUGAUCAUAUUGAGGGAAUUACCCAAGAUCUCCUUGAUCCUACUUGCAUGAGACUUAUUUAAGACGUGACUUCCAACACCUUUCACUAAGACUGGUCUGAUACAAUGCAGAAAAUGUUUUUGGUUUUAGAUUUUUUUUUGUAUUUGGUGUUUCAAUUUCAGAAUGAGGAAUUUAUUAAGUGCUAAUUACCAUGUAAUUAUGCUAAUUAUAGUGUUGAAUGAUUUUGUGGAUUUCACAGAGGAAUCACCUUCAUAUGAAGUUAGCAGUGUGAAAUUGGGAGUGAGUUGAAAGUGUUUUAAUUUCUUUGUUGAUAUAUGAUAUCCAAACAAUGGUUGUGUCACUGAUGGAUCUCCUGAAUUGUGUUGAUGAUAUCAUAAUAUACCGAUAUUGUAUUUAUUAUCAAGAGUGUAUAUAUGUUAUAGCUUGUUUUUAUUGGCAGUUCUGGUUGUGCAUUUUGAUAUCUUGUGUUACAUGCCCUGGUCUUUCGUGUUACUUGUUAUUUCAUUGGUUGUGAUCUGUAUGAUAGUAUCCUGCAGGGUUACCAUGGUUACCACUGGUCAAAACCUGUAGUAAAAGGAUUCAUAGAAUUAAGCGGAGAUGCAACAACAUAUUUGCAUUUUUUUAACUUGUUUCAUAUAUUUCGUUUUGUAUGAAGCCCUUUCGGUGUGUUCUUAUUCAUGGUUGUAAUUUUUCAUUUGUUGAGUUUUGUCUUAAUUUGUCAUGACCUUUUCCUCCGUGAGUGAAAGUUUUAGUGCUGUUUUGAGAAGAGCUUGUUUAGAUCUCCAGAUGGGAUUGAUAUUACAAUGUGCUAAUCUGUGCUUCAGUGAAUUGUUGCCCCCUUUUAAAUUGUCAAUUAAUUGAAUGAAUGAUGAAGAAAACAUAUGUGUGAUUUAUCCUUCCACUGAUGUCCACUGCCAAAUGCAUGGGGAGCUCAGCUAGCUAUAAAGUUUGUUGUUCUGAAUUGUCUCCCUUAUGCAUACUGUGAUCCAAUGUUUCUGGGUUUGAAUCCUAGGUGUAUCUUGAGUAUGAUCCUUGUCACAUAUCAUACUUGCUUGUGGGUUAAGAAAGUGGUAAAUGCUGUUGUAUAUGUGAAACAGACUGUACACUGUGUUCGGUAGGAUGUUUGUCUCCUGUAUACUGAUGCUGUUGAUCACCGGAUUGUCUGGUCCAGACUCGAUUAUUAACAGACCGCCGCCAUAUAGAUGGAAUAUUGCUGAGUGCGGCGUAAAACUAGACUCACUCACUCCUGUAUACUGAACCUCUUCUGUCUAACAUAGAGGAGAUUUUUUAUGUCUUCCAUCCUCUGGGUUGCUUCAUUUAAAACAACUUUCCAGAUCAGGAGUUCCGACUUGUGAGUCGGUUGAUAAUAUCGAUCUCUUGCGUGUGGGUGAGACUUAUUUGAUAUUGUCAUAUAGCUUGAAUAUUUCUGUGUGCAGCAUUCAAUGCCAUACAUUUGUCGUGAUAACCUCAACAAAAUCGGAUUGUUAAAGGUCACAUGCAACCAAAAAAAUUAACGUAAUUAAGACACAACUAUCAUUUAUUCAUGACAUAUAAUAUACAUUGCUGAUUAUGAAAAACAAAUAAAAUUUGUCAGUCAGUCACCUAAUCGCCAGCACACAAAGUCAGCCGCCUAACCUGCUCAGCCCUGCCAAAAGCCACAAUCCCAGCCCGACAUCUGGGCUGGUAACUUCAAAAUGUCAAAAUGGAUUUAACCCGACCAGACAAACCAAAGAGAAUAACUCAAAUUUAAGUUAUUGUUUUGUGGCUGUUUUAGUGAUAAUAUAUGUCAACUCAGUGCGUCUAAAUGUAACGCUUAAUUUGAAAAAUAGAUUUUAAGAUAUGGUGAAUUUACUCAGAUGCAUGGAACAUGUAUCUUACAUUUUUUCCCAGAGCAUCGGACAGGCUAGCUGUAAAUUUUGACCAUCUGUCAGAAAUCUAGCCCGUCUCGGGCGGUCGGACGGGCGGGCCUUAUAUCAUACACUGAUUAAACAGCUGUUUAGUUAUUUGCAGGAAUAAGUGUAAUUAAUUCACAGACAUUUUUUAUAUUCUGUGAGAAUAUUCUUUAAAAUAUUCCUUAUUUGGUCAGUCUCUUGAGUUUCAUUCAUUGAUUAUAAAACCUGUGUUGAUUGAUAGACUGAUAGAUGAUGAGGGAGUUUAGUUCUUUAUUGAUAACCGUCCCCUAUAACUGUCUUUGUGUGAUUUCUGUCCUGUUUGUGUUGACUUGAGGGCAAAUGAUGAUGCCCCUUUAGUUAAGCUGCACCUGCUUGUCCUUCUAAUUUACCAGUAGAAUUAUGUGUUUGGAGAUUUACACAUAUUUGAAACUCCAAUCAAACUGACUGAUUCUGAUUCAAUCAGAUGGGGUUUAUUGUGAUUUAUUAACCUCUGAUUGACCAGUCAGAAUUGAGUAAUUUUCAAUUUCAUUGUAGCAUAACUGCUUUCCCUUCACUAAGUAGCUGUUCGUGUAAACGAUCUAUGUAGAUUGUUUCUGUACAUGACUGUUUUGCUGUUGUCAACAUUGUAAUGUCUAUUGUGUUCACCCCUUCCCAACCAUAUCAUAGUCUUUUCAUUCCAGGUCAAGUCAUUAUCAUGGUACUAAGCCUGAUUAUAGUCCAAAGGACGUUCUAUACUGAAUUUAAGGAUUUACAUUUCCAGUGUCAGGUUUGUAUUUUAUCUUGAAACACCUUGUGAUCAUAUGGAACACCUGUGUUCUCCUUGUUAUAUUUGUGUUGUUUCCAACCAGGUGUUGUCAUGUAGCCAAGCAGUUAAGACUUUAGCUUGUCAGUUUCAUAUAUUUGAUCAGUGUGUGCUGCCAUUAUGAAAAAAUCCCCCAAUUUGGUGUAGUCUCUUCCAUCCAUGCCAAUGUUGCCUGUUCCUCUCGUAGUCUUCGUCCAAUACCGUAUUGACAGUAUGUAACUACCAUCACUGUCCAUACAAUACAGAACACUUUCCCAGGAAGUGAGGUUCUCACCUAAAAAGUGUUCAAAAACAAUGUACACAUGUUGUGUGAAACAUGUGAACAAUGGUUAUCUUACAGAUAAAUCAUGUAUUCUAUUGAUGUGUAUUUAUGACAACCAGUGUGUUUUGUAUUAAUGUGGAACCUACAGAAGAAGGGCACAGAAAGUGUAAACAUGGACAGGAAACAUACAAAGAUAAGCCCUCCUGUCAAAAUGAGUGACCCCCUUUAUGGGCAUGGUCAGAUGAUCCUAUGAUGUGGAAAAGUCAGGGGAGCCUUGGACCCAGGGUUUGGCAUGUUACUUACCUGUAUUUCUAGGUGCUGUUGUGCAGCAUUGAUAAGUGCUUCUAAUUGCUUCUCUGAAUGAAAUCUAUGCAUUGUUUUUUAUGAUUAUUUAUUGACCCUAAUAAACAUUUCAUAUGAUCUAA